GCUCGGAUACUUUACCGAACAUCAAUGGAUAUUCCCUAGAGCGCAGGAUCUGAGUAUGAUCGAUAAGGUGCUGCAGCUCAACAACUACACGAUCGAACAGGCCAUCGAUAAGCUCGGCAUGAUCUGUGAAGACUUUAUCGUGAUCUGCUACUGGGCGGGCAAGAAGUUCCCCUGCUUUGAUAGACAUGCUUUUCUCGGGUGGAUCGGUUCCACCAGCCAUUACGGGGCGUGCUGUUCGUUCAAUUAUCAUCCGAACGUGAAGGGAGAUCAAGUGCCGUACGCAAGCAACACUUACGGCAUUCACGGUGGACUGAGCGUGGUCGGUACGGGUUAUCCACAGGCAUCGGAUGGAAAAUCGGGUGCCCUUUACUCGGAAGGAUUUAUGCUUAUGAUACAUCAUCCGCACGAUUUUGCAGUAGAAGCGUCACCAUUAACGCUCCUACGAUUAGGUAAGGAAACGUUCGUCAACGUGUUGCCAACGGAUUCUCGUUGCUCGGAACAGGUGCUGGCAUUGCCGCAGAAUCAACGCGAUUGCCUUGUUGGAGGAGAUUUUAAACCUCCGAUUGCGAACUACCGCCAGCCGGCUUGCAUGCUGGAGUGUCUGCGACACGAGGUUCACCGGAAGUGCGGAUGUCAUCCAUUCCAUUUGCCUCGCCAUACGGAAGCUAGGAAAGAUCGUCAGAUUCGGGACUGCACCGUGUACGAUUCCAUCUGUUUCGUACAAAAUUACUAUAUGUUUAAGCGAUUGAAAUGCCACUGUUUACCGGCGUGCAGCGACGUUACCUAUAAGACGGCAUCGAUCGAAUUGGAUUUUGCGGCUAAAAACUUCUCCAUAAACCCGUUCUACAAGGAAACGAAUUUGACAAACUAUGAAUUCAUUUUCCACAUAUUCAUGAGCAACCAGGUGGUGGCCGCCAACAGGAGAAUCGUCGUCGUAUCGUGGAUAUCAUUGCUCUCGAAUCUUGGAGGUGCCUUUAGCUUGUGCCUCGGUAUCAGUGUACUGUCGCUGUGUGAAAUCUUGUUCUGCAUUGUCUUUAGGAUAAGAAAAAGCUACCACAAACUGAAGCGGCAGCAUGAGCAGCGUAUCAAGCUGGUGGCCCCAAUAGCACGGUUGCAGAGAUUAUCUUCAAUAAAGGACAUUACGAAAACCACGUAG
Anopheles darlingi is the source of this 1156-nucleotide messenger RNA. RefSeq names its product sodium channel protein Nach-like. Bases 56 to 1156 code for a protein of 366 amino acids. Gene Ontology annotation, cellular component: membrane. Gene Ontology annotation, biological process: sodium ion transmembrane transport. The record is from RefSeq and is a predicted model, not a curated record. The transcript is spliced from 6 exons. Lineage: Eukaryota; Metazoa; Arthropoda; Insecta; Diptera; Culicidae. Gene Ontology annotation, molecular function: ligand-gated sodium channel activity.